AUCAGUUCCAAUUUUGCUCUAUUAACGAGUACAACUACCAAUAAUACAUACUAUAUUAUUAAAAUAUCAUUAUGUAUACUACUAAUUUGAUUAUUCUUGCAAUUGCAACAAUUGCCAUUGUGCAAAUCAGUGGCAUUCCUGUUGUUGAAGACAUCAAUGGCAACGCAUACUAUUUGGUACCACUAGAUGGACUUGAAAGUCAUCAUAGACAAGUCAGAUCUGCGAAUCCUCAACGUGAAACCACAUAUGAUAUUGGCAACCAGCACGCUGGUCUUGGCCAAAAAUUCACUUUUGUAGACAACGAUAAUCACAAAUUCUCUGCGCAUGCAUAUGGUGGACGUGAUUUUGGUCCCAAAGGACCUUUGACUACUGGACAAGGGGCUGAAUAUCUUCAUAAACCAUCAGGCAGCAACUUCCAAGUGAACGCUGAGAAUACUCGCGGUGCUGGAACUGACUUCAAGGCUUCCGGUACUUACAACUUCUUCCAGACUCAGGACAAGCGUGGUCGUGUGGGUGUUGGCGGCGAGUACGAACGCCAUUACAGAGGACCAGGUGGCACUUCUAAUCCUAGAUAUAAUGUUCUGCUUAAAGGCAGUUAUGAUUUUUAAACAUGCUCUUGAAAAGGUGUUUGUCGAAGCUUUAAUAUUUAUAAUACUAAUGUGUAAAACUUAAAUUAAUGAAAUUAAUUAUAAAUAAAGAACAUUUGACAAUAAA
Messenger RNA from Dalotia coriaria, 714 nucleotides. RefSeq lists its product as uncharacterized. The record is from RefSeq and is a predicted model, not a curated record. NCBI's taxonomy places the organism in Eukaryota, Metazoa, Arthropoda, Insecta, Coleoptera, Staphylinidae. The coding region runs from base 72 to 608 and encodes 178 amino acids. Gene Ontology annotation, cellular component: extracellular region. Gene Ontology annotation, biological process: defense response to bacterium. The transcript has 2 exons.